Molecule: messenger RNA, 4154 nt
Organism: Haplochromis burtoni (Burton's mouthbrooder)
Lineage: Eukaryota; Metazoa; Chordata; Actinopteri; Cichliformes; Cichlidae
Product: solute carrier family 12 member 9
Exons: 14
Coding region: 145-2919 (924 amino acids)
Biological process (GO): cell volume homeostasis; potassium ion homeostasis; chloride transmembrane transport
Cellular component (GO): membrane
Molecular function (GO): potassium:chloride symporter activity
Source: RefSeq, a predicted model, not a curated record
UGCCCAAGGUGAAGGGCUCGUGCAGGUGAGGCGUGGAGGUAAAUGGCGGCUCUCGACGUGGAUGGCACGUUUCACCAUAACAACAAUAUAGAACUGGUCUUUUAUUUAAAUAAAGUUGCACUUACCAGUUAUUAUUGAUAAUCUAUGAUGUCAGAAAAAACGCCUUUAUUACACUACCGACUGACCACUAGCGGCGAGCCGUCUGAUGGAUCUAAACGCACCGGGGUCCGAGGAGGGGUACACGCCGGACGAUCCAAGGAUAGGGCGCCUCAGAAGCUCGGGGUGCUGUUUGGAGUCGUCAUUCCAACUUUACUGUCCAUGUUCAGCGUUGUUGUGUUCUUGCGGAUUGGAUUUGUUGUGGGCCAAGCAGGGCUGUACCAUUCUAUUGCCAUGUUCCUGGUGGCCUACUUCAUCAUCACAAUGACUGUGCUCUCCAUCUGUGCAAUCUCCACCAAUGGAGCUCUAGAUGCUGGAGGUGCCUACUACAUGAUCAGCCGAGCCCUGGGUCCAGAGUUUGGUGGCAGCAUUGGGAUCAUGUUUUUCUUUGCCAACAUUUGCAGUAGUGCUCUCUACAUUUUGGGUUUGGUCGAGGCUAUUACAUCUACCUUCGGAGUCCCAGAAGAGGGUGCUGCAGCUGCUGCAGGUCACCAUCACAUGCUGCCAUCCGGAUACUGGUGGUCUCUGCUUUAUGGCACCGCCCUGCUUUUCCUGUGUUUCAUUGUGUGCCUGGUGGGAGCCCACAUCUAUGCAAAAGCCACCUUCAUUAUCUUCAUCGUAGUCAUGAUGGUCCUGGCUUCGAUCUUCAUUAGUUUCUUCAUUGUGGGGCCCACCGUGGUGACUCUGUCACACACGUCUGCAGUGAACACCACCAGCAUGAGCACUGCCAAUUAUACAGGCUUCAGGCUGCACACGCUGGAGGGAAACCUGUUCUCCGCCUACACGGUGGACUACACCACUGGUGCCAUGAUGAGUUUUACCAGAGUGUUUGCGGUCAUGUUCAACGGCUGCACUGGAAUCAUGGCAGGGUCCAACAUGUCAGGUGAUCUGAAAAACCCUGGCUAUUCCAUCCCGAGAGGAAGUCUUGCUGCUGUUUUUACAACUUUCAUCACAUAUAAUGUGCUGAGUCUGCUGGCGGCAUGGUCCUGUGACCGUUAUCUUCUCCAAAGAGACUACAGCUUCCUGGGGGACAUUAAUAUAUUGCCACCCAUGGUCACAGUUGGCAUUUACUCCUCGGCCCUGUCUGCAGCAAUGAGUAACCUUAUUGGAGCCUCCAGGGUGCUGUACGCCCUGUCCAAAGACGACCUGUUUGGCGGUGUUCUGGCUCUGGCAAGGAAAACCUCUCAAAGUGGAAACCCCUGGGUCUCAGUGCUUGUCUCUUGGUUGCUUGUGCAGAUGGUGCUAUUUGCAGGUAAAUUGAACACCAUUGCUGGUAUUGUAACCAUCUUCUUCUUGUUGGUGUAUGCUGCUGUGAACCUGGCCUGUUUGGCUCUUGAAUGGGCUUCUGCACCAAACUUCAGACCCUCGUUCCGUUUCUUUACAUGGCACACCUGCACUCUGGGUAUCCUCGGCUGCCUGGUCAUGAUAUUUUUGAUCAAUGCAAUUUAUGCAUUUGCCAGCAUAGCCUUUAUGCUGCUGCUCUUGAUGCUUAUCCACUAUCUGGGGCCCAUCAGCAACUGGGGCUACAUCAGCCAGGCCCUCAUCUUCCACCAGGUGCGUAAGUACUUGUUGAUGUUGGAUGUGCGAAAGGACCAUGUUAAGUUCUGGAGGCCCCAGGUGCUUCUGAUGGUUGCAAACCCUCGCAGCUGUACAGGCCUCAUGACUUUCAUUAAUGAUCUGAAGAAGAGUGGCCUCUAUGUGCUUGGACACAUAAAGCUGGGCUUGCUGGAUGAGCUGCCCUCUGAUCCUUUGCAGAGUCGAUAUGACUCCUGGCUCUGUUUAGUGGAUCAUUUGAAAAUCAAAGCGUUUGUCAACCUGACCCUGGCUGACUCCGUCCGACACGGCGUUCAGAAUUUGCUUUUCAUUUCAGGCUUUGGUGGAAUGAGGCCCAACACCCUUGUCUUGGGUUUCUAUGAUGACUGCACUCCUCAUGACCACCUCCAAGGUCAUAUUCUCCUGUCUACAGGCCAUAGCUUUGAUAUGGUCUGUCCAACCAAAGUCCCUGGAGAGCAACGCUCUCCCUUCUUUCCCAGUCUGCGGGGUGCUGAGGACCCCAAAGACCUCCAGGAAGAGGAAUACGUCUCUGUGAUUGCUGAUGCUGUAAAAAUGGGAAAGAAUGUGACUCUGGCUCGGUGUUUCGACCAGUUCAACCGGGACAGAGUCUUAGGGUCAGGAAGAAAGAUCAGAGGUGUGGCCGGGCCAUUCAUUGAUGUGUGGCCUAUGAAUCUUCUUCAGCCAGACAGCCAUAGUUAUGUUGGCAUCUGUUCAUUGUUUCUUCUCCAGCUGGCUUGUGUGCUUCACGAUUCCCGUGCCUGGAACCAGGCGAGACUCCGACUCUUCUUGUGCAUGGAGGCUGGCUACAGUCUGCAAGAAAAGGAGGAAGCAAAGCUCCAGGGUAUGCUUAGGGAUCUAAGGAUCUCAGCUCGGGUGCAGAUGGUGGCUUGGGAUGAGGUGGUGGCGCUACACUGGCAGAGGCAAAGAGAAAGGGCUGAACAGAAUGAGGAAGAUGAGAGAGAAGACUGUAACCAGACAUAUCCCAAUAAUGCCUCUCAACUUACAGAUGAGUACAUCUGUGCCGUCAAUGAUAUGAUUUGCCGUCAUGGUGUCCCUCAGCCAGCUGUGCGUUUCUUGUAUUUGCCACACCCCCCAGCUGAUAGAAGCCGUUACCGUGCCUACCUGCAUCAGGUGGACCUGUUGAGUCGAAACCUUGGACCGACAUUGCUCGUUCACGGAGUCACUCCUGUGGUUACGACUGACAUCUAGAAUUUUACUAACUCUUUGUCAUCGACUAGCAGAAUCUAGUAUCGUUCAUGGACGGGGCUGUGCCUGUUGCCUCCCGAUUUAUUGACAUGUUAGUCGUCAACCACAGUAUUACAAACGAUGAAAACAGAGGCAAUCCCUUUGAAACUGAGAUUAGGCCAUAGUGGCAUUAAGAAAAUUAAUCUGCACUUUUUUUGUGUGAGAGGAGAUAAUUGUAUUAGUAGAAAGCUGAUUGGAUAUUAAUGUAUUAGAUUCUCAUUUAUUUGCUAAAAUAUUGCUGCCACAGUUGGGUGUCAUCUUGCUAUUGUGUGCUUUAAAUUUUUCACAGAUUUAUAGAAAAAUAAAUGAUUGUAUUACCUGAAUGGCCUGUUUAUAGUUAGUAAUUGUUAGCUACUACAAAAAAAGUUACACCUGAGUGUUUCCUGUUGAACCUGCAGAGGGCGAUAUUUGCCUAGCAAACUGCCCACAAUCACAGCUAUGCAAGUAAGAAUUUACAAGGCUCUUAGUGCACCACAAUGGUGCAAAUACCAUGUAACUGAAUGUGUACUACAAAUAAGCUAACAUAGACUGAUCUGCUCAUUCAGAACUCUCCAUGUGGUCGGUCUGUUUAUGAUCGGCUCUCUUGCCAAGAUGAAGAAUGCAGUUCCCAGAAAAACGGUUGAAAACUUUUCAGGGCUGACAGGAUCUCCUUCUGAGUUGUAAUUAUGGACCAAGUCAGUCUUACUAAACUAAUAAUAGAGUCCUAUGUGUUCCAAAUUAAACUUGGAGUCAAGUGUUUUCAUUAUUAUUUUGGAUAUGACUUCUAGGAGGAUUAUGUUUGCUGUAUACAAACAGCAAAGCACCAUUGGUUUAGCACUGAGGGAGCUAAAAUUAAAUCAAGAAAUAUUAGGGGCGAAUGUCAGGGCGCUAUGCCACAGACUGGGUCAUCCAACAUGACAUUGACCUGGGGUGUACAAAUAAAUGAACAGAUGGUUUAAAGAAAAAGAAACAACAAUUUUGGUCUAUAACCACCUUGAGAUGCUGUGGUGUGAGCUGAGCAAGGCUGGACAAUCAAGAAAUCCCCUAAAUACUCAUUGUGCACUUCUUAUCAGCAUCUCCAGGAAAUGAUGCUGUUGCUAGAGAAGUUUCUUUGAACUACUAAAUUCAAGACUUCACUUAGUUUUUCCAGCCUGAGCUGUGAGUGAUUACUGAACACGAUCAUUAAAGACAUGACUGUUUUAUCCAGUCAGACUGUGUUG